AUGUCAACUUGUGGUCAGUCUUGGUCAGGCAUUCCAAACAAAUCUGACUUCACUGGAAAUGUAUCUGGAUACAUGUCAACUUGUGGUCAGUCUUGGUCAGGCAUUCCAAACAAAUCUGACUUCACUGGAAAUGUAUCUGGAUACAUGUCAACUUGUGGUCAGUCUUGGUCAGGCAUUCCAAACAAAUCUGACUUCACUGGAAAUGUAUCUGGAUACAUGUCAACUUGUGGUCAGUCUUGGUCAGGCAUUCCAAACAAAUCUGACUUCACUGGAAAUGUAUCUGGAUACAUGUCAACUUGUGGUCAGUCUUGGUCAGGCAUUCCAAACAAAUCUGACUUCACUGGAAAUGUAUCUGGAUACAUGUCAACUUGUGGUCAGUCUUGGUCAGGCAUUCCAAACAAAUCUGACUUCACUGGAAAUGUAUCUAGAUACAUGUCAACUUGUGGUCAGUCUUGGUCAGGCAUUCCAAACAAAUCUGACUUCACUGGAAAUGUAUCUGGAUACAUGUCAACUUGUGGUCAGUCUUGGUCAGGCAUUCCAAACAAAUCUGACUUCACUGGAAAUGUAUCUGGAUACAUGUCAACUUGUGGUCAGUCUUGGUCAGGCAUUCCAAACAAAUCUGACUUCACUGGAAAUGUAUCUGGAUACAUGUCAACUUGUGUUCAGUCUUGGUCAGGCAUUCCAAACAAAUCUGACUUCACUGGAAAUGUAUCUGGAUACAUGUCAACUUGUGUUCAGUCUUGGUCAGGCAUUCCAAACAAAUCUGACUUCACUGGAAAUGUAUCUGGAUACAUGUCAACUUGUGGUCAGUCUUGGUCAGGCAUUCCAAACAAAUCUGACUUCACUGGAAAUGUAUCUGGAUACAUGUCAACUUGUGUUCAGUCUUGGUCAGGCAUUCCAAACAAAUCUGACUUCACUGGAAAUGUAUCUGGAUACAUGUCAACUUGUGUUCAGUCUUGGUCAGGCAUUCCAAACAAAUCUGACUUCACUCGAAAUGUAUCUGGAUACAUGUCAACUUGUGUUCAGUCUUGGUCAGGCAUUUCAAACAAAUCUGACUUCACUCGAAAUGUAUCUGGAUACAUGUCAACUUGUGGUCAGUCUUGGUCAGGCAUUCCAAACAAAUCUGACUUCACUGGAAAUGUAUCUGGAUACAUGUCAACUUGUGGUCAGUCUUGGUCAGGCAUUCCAAACAAAUCUGACUUCACUGGAAAUGUAUCUGGAUACAUGUCAACUUGUGGUCAGUCUUGGUCAGGCAUUCCAAACAAAUCUGACUUCACUGGAAAUGUAUCUGGAUACAUGUAA
Molecule: messenger RNA, 1302 nt
Organism: Biomphalaria glabrata
Lineage: Eukaryota; Metazoa; Mollusca; Gastropoda; Planorbidae
Exons: 1
Coding region: 1-1302 (433 amino acids)
Source: RefSeq, a predicted model, not a curated record